AUGUCGGUUUACGGUAAAUUCGGGCCUUUAGUAGGUGCUAUAGACGAGGGCACGUCGAGUGCUAGGUUUAUAAUAUUCAAAGCGAACUCCUGUGAAGUAGUCGCAGUGCACCAGAAAGAACUGGAACAGAUAUUCCCUCAAGAAGGAUGGGUAGAACAGGAUCCUGCCGCGAUUUUAGAUGUAGUGACCACUUGCAUAACAAAGGCUGUGGAGCAGUUAGUGGACUUAGGAGGAUCUCCAAAGGAUAUUAUAGCAGUGGGGGUGACAAACCAGAGAGAAACUACAAUAGUAUGGGAUAGGAAUACUGGGAAACCCUUACAUAAUGCUAUUGUAUGGCUUGAUAUGAGGACAUCAUCUACUGUAGAUAAAUUACUCGACAUGGUGCCAAAUAAGACAAGAAAUAAAAAUUAUUUGAAGCCUCUAUGCGGUCUUCCCAUGUCGCCAUACUUCAGUGCUGUGAAACUAAGGUGGCUCAGUGACAAUGUGGAUGCGGUGAAGCAGGCCAUGAAGAAGGGGACAUGUUGUUUUGGUACAGUCGAUACAUGGAUCAUAUGGAAUUUAACAGGUGGUCCAAAAGGAGGCAAGCAUGUCACUGAUGUCACAAACGCUUCACGCACGAUGCUGAUGAACAUUGAGAACUUGAAAUGGGAUCAAUUAUUGAUGAAAUUCUUUGAAAUACCAAGCUCUGUGUUGCCAGAAAUAAAAUCUAGCUCCGAAAUAUACGGCUACAUAUCAGAAGGGCCACUCCAAGGGAUACCAAUAUCUGGUUGUCUCGGAGACCAGCAAGCGGCUUUAGUUGGUCAAAUGUGCCUUAACAAAGGGCAGGCAAAAGCGACAUAUGGUACUGGAUGCUUUGUACUAUACAACACAGGGGAUGUGAGAGUUAGUUCGUCCAGGGGACUGUUGACGACUGUGGCAUAUCAGUUGGGCAGUGAAAACCCCCCGUGCUAUGCUUUGGAGGGGUCGGUGGCCAUAGCCGGAGCUGCUUUAGGUUGGCUCAGAGAUAACAUUGGUAUGUUGGAAAAUGCAAAAGAUUCUCAAAGUAUAGCAGAGAAAGCGACUGAGAAUGGUAGUGUGGUAUUUGUUCCGGCAUUUAGUGGAUUGUAUGCGCCAUAUUGGAGGCAAGAUGCUAGAGGUGUAAUCUGCGGCAUAACAGAGGACACGAAUUCAAAUCACAUAGUGAAAGCUGCGUUGGAAGCAGUUUGUUUUCAAGUGAAAGAUAUAUUGGACGCCAUGAACGAGGAUUGCGGGAUUCCCCUACAAUUAUUAAAGGUGGAUGGUGGUAUGACAUCAAAUGAGUUACUAUUGCAAAUGCAAGCUGAUUUAAUUGGAAUUAGUGUAAUUAAAGCGGGUUUCACAGAAAGUACAGCUCUGGGGGCUGCUUUAGUUGCUUAUUGGGGUGUAGAUUCAUCUAGACAAGCAACCCCUAUAGCAAUGUCUGUUGGAAUAACUUACCCCCCCAAAAUGGGGGAUGAUGAAAGAGAUAUGAGAUAUAAACAGUGGAAAAUGGCGGUCGAAAGAUCACUAGGUUGGGAGCAAAAU
This is a messenger RNA of Brenthis ino (lesser marbled fritillary), 1542 nucleotides long. Lineage: Eukaryota; Metazoa; Arthropoda; Insecta; Lepidoptera; Nymphalidae. The record is from the annotation of a GenBank genome assembly.